AUGGUCUGGUCUCAGCUUGAGCCCACAGGGCCGCACGUUACAUACGUGACCUUAACCUUCUUCCUCAUCUUGUACGCGCUGUUCUCGCUUAUGAUCCGGAACCGCCUCCAUCUCUCAGAACCGCCUCUAGCCACGCUUUUUGGUAUUAUCGUUGGACCACAGGCUCUCAACCUCAUCAGACCAUAUGAAUGGGGCUUCUCCGAUGACAUGAUCCAAGAAACAACGCGUCUCAUUGUCGGAAUCCAAUGUUUCGCUGUUGGUCUGGAGCUUCCAAAUGGUUACCUGCAAAGAAAAUGGCGCGCCCUGCUUGUUCUCCUGGGACCCGUCAUGAUAUUCGGCUGGCUGAUAUGUGCCAUGCUUGUCACACUCAUCUUUGGAACCGACUUCCAGACUGGGUUAACGAUAGCGGCAUGUUUGACCCCGACAGAUCCCGUUCUUGCAGCUUCCGUCUUGUCAAACAGCCAGUUCAGCACACGAGUACCCAAGCGUAUUAGGGAUUACCUAAGCGCCGAGAGUGGUUGCAACGACGGCAUGUCUUUUCCGUUCUUGUAUUUGGGUCUCAGCCUUCUUCUGAAGAAUACUGUUGGUGGCGUGUUGAAGAAGUGGUUUCUCAUUACAGUACUGUACCAGUGUGUCGGAGGCAUUCUGUUGGGUAUCGCCCUCGGACACCUCUUCAACGCGCUUUACAGAUUCUCGUACAGCCGCGAGUGGAUCGGCAAAGCUUCAUAUCUUGCCUUCUACCUCCUCUUGGCUAUCUUCUCUAUCGGACUCGCGUCAGUCCUUGGCGUCGACGACUUCCUGGUGGCCUUCUUCGCAGGACGUGGCUUCGCGCAUAACCAAAAGGCUCCGACGGAGGAGACCUCUCUGCCCGUGAUUAUCGACUUGUUGAUCAACUCGGCUUCCUUCAUCUUCUUUGGUGCCAUGAUACCUUGGCACAAUUUCAACGCCAUGGAUGAAAUUACGCCUCUUCGACUGUUGCUUUUACUCGCACUCAUCAUACUUUUCCGCAGGAUUCCAAUCGUAUUCAUGCUAUUCAAGCUGAACUGGCUACCUUCAGUAAAGACUACGGCCGAAGCCCUCUUUGUCGGACACUUCGGGCCAAUGGGCGUCGGUGCUCUCUUCCUUGCCAUCGAAGCCCGCGCGCAGCUCGAGACCGGUACAUCGCUGCCUCUACCACAUCCACCCAAAAACCUGCCAAUAGAUCAACAGCGAACAGUCACCAUGAUCUGGCCUAUCGUUUGCUUCAUUGUGCUCGGAAGUACAAUGGUUCACGGCUUCAGUACUCUCGCUGUUAGCAUUGGAGGCCAUUUCGCGCGCAAAGAGGGCGAGAGGGCUCCUUUGAUUGGGGCUGAAAGGGAAGGACUGCAUGGCAUGUUCCAUGAUGAUAGUGAGACUAGCGAUAACGAAGGCGAUGAGCAGGAGUAG
Molecule: messenger RNA, 1425 nt
Organism: Alternaria atra
Lineage: Eukaryota; Fungi; Ascomycota; Dothideomycetes; Pleosporales; Pleosporaceae
Exons: 3
Coding region: 1-1425 (474 amino acids)
Biological process (GO): regulation of membrane potential; sodium ion export across plasma membrane; proton export across plasma membrane
Cellular component (GO): plasma membrane
Molecular function (GO): sodium:proton antiporter activity
Source: RefSeq, a predicted model, not a curated record